AUGUCAUGUUCCGCGGUCUCCCUCUCAUAUAUCCCACUUCAGCCAAGUGUUCAUCCUCCAGUACAAUUGUUGCAAGCUGCAAAAGUCAAGACCACCUCAGAAGCGCCGCAAAAAGCAUUUUUGGUUUCGGAUGCCAUUUUCUGUGAAAAGACUAAUUUCGAAGGACCGUAUGUAGCUGAACAUCGGAAGGGAGAUGUUGAAAUGACCUUCAUCAACCAGCUUAUUGCGAACGUCUUGGCCAUUGUAAACGAAUCCGGAAGCACUGAUUUUGAGUUCAAAGUGACGCUAGAAAGGGAGGAUAAUGGCUUACCAAAAGCUACCUUCGAGCUCAUACCGAAGGCUCGCCUGAAUAAUCCGAUAGAGCGACUCAAUCGAGCAUAUGUGCAAUAUGCUAAGGCAAGGUCGGAAACUCCACCACCCGAGCAGCAGGGAUCGCGCUUUUCUCUUUUAUCCGUUUUCAACUCGGUAUUUCCUAGUCUUGUGAGUCAUGAAACUCUUUAA
Cylicostephanus goldi is the source of this 501-nucleotide messenger RNA. NCBI's taxonomy places the organism in Eukaryota, Metazoa, Nematoda, Chromadorea, Rhabditida, Strongylidae. The record is from the annotation of a GenBank genome assembly.